Messenger RNA from Panicum virgatum (switchgrass), 678 nucleotides. Its product is annotated as testis-specific gene A8 protein-like. The record is from RefSeq and is a predicted model, not a curated record. Lineage: Eukaryota; Viridiplantae; Streptophyta; Magnoliopsida; Poales; Poaceae. Bases 1 to 678 code for a protein of 225 amino acids. The transcript has a single exon.
AUGCAAAAGGAUGCAUCUGCUGCCAAGAGUACAUCCUUAAUUCCUUCAAAGGAUCAAAGCAAGGACAUUGCUAGGAGUGCAUCUGGUGCCAAGAGUGCUGCUACUACUGAGAAGCCAUCCAAAAGCAGCCAGCCUAAGGCGGCGGCGGCUGCUGCUGCUGAGAAGCCAUCCAAAAGCAGCCAGCCUAAGGCGGCGGCUGCUGCUGCUGACAAGAAGGCGGCUGCUGCUGAGCCUGACAAGAAGGCUGCUGCUGCUGCUGCUGUUGACAAGAAUGCUGCUGUUGAGAAUGCUUCUGCUGCAUCUGAGAAGAAGAAAACUGCUACUGCUGCUGGGAAGAAGAACACUGCUGCCGCUGAGAAUGCUUCUGCUGCUUCUGAGAAGAUGAAAGCUGCUGCUGCUAGUGCUGCUGCUGGGAAGGCCUCUGUUGGUGAGAAGAAGAAGGCCUCUGCUGGUGAGAAGAAGAAGGCAGCUUCUACUGCUGCCAAGGAAUCCAAGAAACAACCAUCAAAUGUAUGGACCAAAGCACACCCCAAAUUCACUUAUGGACAAGCUAUUCUAACAGAGGAAGAACUACUUGUCGCUGAACCUUUCACAGUUGAACUCCACACUUACUACAUGAAAGGUUGUCAGGGAAAUAAGAAAAAUGGCAUUGUGGUCAAGUACAGGCGUCAGCAUUAG